AUGUUGGCUAGCAUAGUCCUUGACCAGAACUUUCCGCAUUACACCAACCUGGACUACAUAUCCGGAAGAGUGUUUGUACGGACACCAACAGCGACGACAGUGUCUAGUAUCGUUGUGAAAUUGGAAGGUGAAGCCAGGAGUCGCCUGUUGCCCCCUCCAAAUCCCAGCAAUGAUAGGCAGAAGCCUCAAUUAGAAUUUCACAAGAUUCUUUACAAGACUGUGGAGGUGUUUCCGCCUCCAGAGAUCGCAGGACAACAGAGCACGUCGGGAUCUUUAUCCGGCAAGACUGCAUACACGCUACCAGCUGGCCAGCAUGAAUACCCGUUCAGGUUCAAGUUCCCCUUCAACAAUGCAUGUGACCCCGCGUCAAACUCCAACCCGACGAUAAGUUUGUUCGGAGGACUUAACGUUGAGAUGUACAAAGCUCCCCACAGCCACGUCAAGAAAACCUUACCACCGACAUUGGUAGGGUUUCCUGGCGAAGCCGAGAUUCGUUACUAUGUCAAGGCAACUGUGAACAGACCUAGUCUUUUCAAGGAGAACGCUCGCGCUUACGUGCCUUUUAAUUUCUGUCCCAUCGAACCUCCACGUCCACCACCGUCUGAUGCAUUGGGUUAUGCAAGACGUCGACAUCAAUUCAACACUGACUUGCUUUCCACACCCACCGCAGCGCCUAGCAAAUCGAAGAUGGCAUCUUUCUUUGGUGGCUCGAAGAAGACGGGUGAAUCCGCUUCUGACAGCACGACACCACCAGCUCCAUUUAUAGCCGUCGAUAUACGACUACCAGAACCUGCUAUAUUGACCUGUGCUAAACCGGUACCCGCUCGCGUCAUAGUCACAAGCUUGAACGGCAAGACCACAGCUUUGACACUGGUGUCUCUGCAACUUGAGGUCGUGGCCAUUACCAAGAUCCGUGCGCAAGAUGUAGGCAGGGUGGAACGCAGCAGUACGAUUCUGUUCUCUCGCAGCGGCAUAGCAGUACCACUUUCUUUCGGUGACAGCGCGAUAAUGAAUCCGAACCAGUCUCACAGCAUAGAGACUGAAUCAGAGGCCGAGAUUGACUCUCGACUCUGGGGCGAUACACCCUUACCGAACAUCGUGCCACCCAGUUUUGAGACUUGCAAUAUCACUCGCACCUAUGAGAUCUUCGCACGUAUUGGCAUACGCUAUGAUGGACAUGCAUCAAUGCCUCAAAUAACCACCAUAGAUCUCAGCCUGCCCGUGCAAAUAUUCUCAGGCAUCAGACCACCACCGGAGCUCCUGGAAGCCAUGGCAAGAGCUCAAGCCCAAGGUGCAGGCGAAAGCUCUUCUUCUGCGCCCCCAAUACCGCCGAGACCAAGUUACCCAGCAGACGCCAAAAGCCCAUCAGGAGCACCGCCACUACCGGCUCGUAAGCCAGUCGCCUCUACAGCAGCACCUAUAGACACUAUACAGACUCCAGUGCAGCACGUAGAGCAUUCGGGCGACGAACCACCUUAUGGCGAUGCGCCUCCAAGUUACGAGGACACCAUGGCAACAGAUGUGCAACCCAUGAACGGCAUCCAGAGAGCUGAUUAUGCUCCACCUGUUGUCGCCGAAGACCCCCUGCUGAAUUCUGGUCGAGGAGAAAAGAGUGGUUGGCAUUGA
Aureobasidium subglaciale EXF-2481 is the source of this 1626-nucleotide messenger RNA. RefSeq lists its product as uncharacterized. The record is from RefSeq and is a predicted model, not a curated record. Gene Ontology annotation, biological process: ubiquitin-dependent endocytosis. Lineage: Eukaryota; Fungi; Ascomycota; Dothideomycetes; Dothideales; Saccotheciaceae. The transcript has 4 exons. Bases 1 to 1626 code for a protein of 541 amino acids. Gene Ontology annotation, cellular component: cytosol; plasma membrane; cytoplasm. Gene Ontology annotation, molecular function: ubiquitin protein ligase binding; protein-macromolecule adaptor activity.